AGAUAUAAAUUAUGAUAAAUCUUAUUGCUUACGCAAUUAUUUAAUUUAAUGGAAUAUUUGCGAAGCAUGAGCAUGACGUGACAAUCAUUUUAAUAGAUUUAAUCAAUUAAAUGUUUAACGAAAUACAAAUCAUUAGUUGGGAUUCACUCAUGGGAUCUCCCGAGUCCAUAUCGAGUAAUGUGUCGAUUCUGACGUCAUUGUAUUUUAUUGUCAUAAGUAAUAACAGAGUAAUGACCUCUCAUACAGAUAGAUUCUACAGAAAAAUUAUACCAUGUUUUAAUACGUUGUUGAUUGUUCGUUUUAACACAGGAGCAAGCAGUUUUGAAACAAUUUGCACUUGGAAUAGUUUCUGGCUGCUUGCACAAAAUUUGUAGGUACUUUUUGAUAAAAAAAGUAAAUGUUCUAUUUUUUAAAUAAAUCAUAUUAUUGGCAAAUUUAUUAGCAAGUUUUCCCUUUGUCAAAUAUACAGUACGACUUUUACAUGAAAUAAUGACAUUUUGAGAAUAUCUUUAUUCGUUAAAAGUGAUUACCAAGAUGAAUACAACAUGUACUUCAUCGAAUUCUUCUAUAUCAGUAUUGAUAUCAAAUUUAUUAAAACUAGGAUUAUUUGAAACAAUAUAUGCUAAGAGCAAUUCAGAUCCAUGUUCGAAAGCAAAUUCUCCGAGAAAAGAUCCGUGUGCAUCUUCACCGCCUCCGCCGUCUACACCAUCUGUAGACAGAUGUGCUUCGGGUGAUGCUCCUUCGCCUCGUAAAUGUUCAUGUAACAUGCCCGAGAACAAUAAAAAUAAUAAAUGUACAGUCGGAGAUCGGGGCAAAACUGGGGCUGGGGUUACAGGAUCACGUACCGGACGUGUUGUUGAGAAAGAUCCCGAUGUUCUGCCUGCAGGAGCAACGAAUCCGGGUCUCCUACGCUAUAUACAUAAUGCAGCACGCUACCGUCUGCCUCAAUGUUUUGAAGGAGGCUGUGUAUCUGUCAAACAGAAAUCUAAAAACAAUUGGGUUCUGGGCCAUUCAUUGUCUUUUAGUUCGGUGUCUCCGGGCGGUUACAAAGUGCUGCUCUCCUAUGUCGAUAAGAAGAAGCCUGUAGGAAUUCCAUAUUUUGUGAUGGAAGCCGCUCCUGGUGGUCAAAUGAGCUGCGAAAUGCGAGUAGGGCCAAGUCAAAGCACCCGAGCCACUAUUGUUGCCCAAAUUGCCGAUGCUGAGUUUUACAGCUUUGAGAGCAUUUUUGAUGCAUAUUUCAAUAGUUUCACCGCAUCUAUAAUUGCAGUGAACCGCGAGUUUAUUGCUGUUCAUUAUUUACAGGCAAUAACUGAACAAAUAUCUCUCGGUGCGGAGGUGGUGGCCCGCGGGCACGUUGCAGAGCUCAGCUCCGCGUCGGCUGCCAGCCGCUGGGUCGGCGAGGACCAAUCUGUAAGCGCCACCCUCGGGAACAGAGGCUUGGAUCUCUGUUAUGCUAGAGUCAUUAAACCAUAUCUUACAGUAGCUGCGAUGCUUGAGGUUGGAUUCGCAAUUCGCCGCGCUGUUGCCACUCUGGCUUACGAAUGGCACACUGAUGAGUGGACAGUGCGAGGUUCUGCAGACUCGGACGGUCUUGUUGGAGCCACGCUUCAGCGCGCUCUUGGAGGGAAGAAAGCCCAGCUUGCAUGUGCCAUCUCCGCACUUCUUAACCACCCCAACGACAAAUUUAGACUCGGAUUUGGAAUCACUGCUGCCAUUAUUUGAUAAUAAAAAGUAAUUAUACUUAAAUGUUUUAUAGCUAAAGUCACUUAUAUUUUUAUUAAUUGAAACUAAACGGUAGGUACUAUUUUCUUUGUAUCAUUAUUAAAUUUGAGGCUUGUUAUUUUUAAAUGUUUGUGUUACUAAUUUUAGAUACGUACUUUAGAAAUAAUUUGUUAGUAUACUUAUAUUGUUUAGGAAAUUUCAUAGGUU
Galleria mellonella (greater wax moth) is the source of this 1929-nucleotide messenger RNA. Its product is annotated as mitochondrial import receptor subunit TOM40 homolog. Gene Ontology annotation, biological process: protein import into mitochondrial matrix. Gene Ontology annotation, cellular component: mitochondrial outer membrane; mitochondrial outer membrane translocase complex. The record is from RefSeq and is a predicted model, not a curated record. The coding region runs from base 535 to 1722 and encodes 395 amino acids. Gene Ontology annotation, molecular function: transmembrane protein transporter activity. Lineage: Eukaryota; Metazoa; Arthropoda; Insecta; Lepidoptera; Pyralidae. The transcript has 3 exons.